CUCCGUGUCUCUCCCGUUCUCUCUCAUGCUCUCCCUCUCUCCCUCUCUCUCUCUCCCCGCGUCCAUCCAGCGUAGCGAGUGUGAGUCGGGCGGAGCGGAGCGCACACACCCAGCCAGCUGUAGAAAUAGGAAGAGCUGACUGAGAACGGUGGAAAAACUCUCUUUGAACUUGGCGGCUUCCCAUGACUGAGUUAUUGAACUGUUCCCUCACUGAACCAGUCUUGCUUGUGGGCCAAUGUUGGUGGCGCUGGAGUAGAGGAGAACAGGUUGUGGAUUAUUCGGGAGGAGGAAGAAACCCGAGUGUGAGUGAUUCUUGUUUGGAAAACAGGGAUCGACUGGAGAUUCAGUAUACAUUAUAAUCUCGAUCUAGAAUCUAGUUCUUGGAGUAACUUUGUUUGAAACGUUUCCAACUAUUUUGAGGGAAAAAAACCCAACCAAUACCACACUUUCUGGGAUAAGGAUUUUGUGUCUGUGUGAUCGCGUGUGUGGACUUAUUCAGGAGAUUUCCCACAGUUGUUGCGUGUGUUCAUGAUCGAGGUUUAGUCACGUCAGAUAUCUAAGUCAACCUUGGUCCUCAUCCAGCACCUCCAGGAUCACCCCCACCCCCCAAACCUACCACCAUGGAUACAGACACCAGCCACACACCCCUCACCCCUCUCACCCCCGACGACAACCCCGCGACCCUCUCCCCUUCCUCGCUCAACACGUCACAAGAGGAACCUCUGACCUCUGCUGACGCCACCACGGACACAUCCAGCGGCUCCGAACCCUCCGAAUCGACGUCGACGACGAGCUCGGGCGUGGGAGAAGAUGGUACCUUCAAUGACGCCUACACCAGCACCGUAUCCAGCAUCGACCAGCUGGCCGACUUCCUCAAGGCCAAGGCCUGGGAGAAUGACGUCACAUCCGGGGGUCAACCGGAACCGGAAGCUCCGACGAAAGAGCAGGUUUAUACGAACGACGGCUUCCUGCCCUCCUCACCCCUCCCAGCCACCCACGACAAACCUGCGCCUCUUGCUGGUGACCUACUUCCUGACUCCAGGGUCAAGGACGAAGGCACCACAGAAGUGGAAGACGGCAGCAGUAAGGAAGAAAAAACACCGACGGACGAGUCUCAAGGUCAGGUGGAGGACUUUGUCCAACACCACCUCAUACCUAUCAUCGAAAAUGAGGUCACGUCUUUCAAGGUGGAAGAGGUAGAGCCGAGCCAGUACCCCCGCAUCACCGCCAACAUCACCACGGCGGAUGAGUCUUUCCUCCACGCCAGUCAGGGAAGCCUGUGGGAGGAACCGAACCCCGGCCGCCGGGCUAGCACUAUGCACAACCUGCACGAGAGGGCUAGCUUCCUGAACCUCACCUCUGACGGCCGGAUGGGCAGGGUUCGUGCCGGAACCUACAGAGCAGCAUCAACCACGAGGGUGGCGUGGGAGUCAUCUCUAUGGCUGUCAGCUUCACGGGCUACAUGCUGGGCAGCAUCGUCAGCCCAAGUCUGGUCCAGAACUGCGGUGCCCGGAGUUGUCUGAUCGCGGCUCUGAUCCCUCACUUUGUGUACGUGGCAGCCAACAUCUACCCUGCUAUGUGGCUGAUGGUUCCAGUCUCACUGUGUCAGGGAAUCGCGCUCGCCAUAGCUUGGAACGCCAUGAGUACUUACAUCACUCUCUUGUCAAA
Molecule: messenger RNA, 1668 nt
Organism: Aplysia californica (California sea hare)
Lineage: Eukaryota; Metazoa; Mollusca; Gastropoda; Aplysiida; Aplysiidae
Product: protein unc-93 homolog A
Source: RefSeq, a predicted model, not a curated record